Molecule: messenger RNA, 1101 nt
Organism: Trichosporon asahii var. asahii CBS 2479
Lineage: Eukaryota; Fungi; Basidiomycota; Tremellomycetes; Trichosporonales; Trichosporonaceae
Product: protein-vacuolar targeting-related protein
Exons: 2
Coding region: 1-1101 (366 amino acids)
Source: RefSeq, a predicted model, not a curated record
AUGGCGCCCACGUCGACGACGUCCGCCCCCUCAAUGCCAGUGACAGUCCCGCUCCGCCCCGUCCCCGCCGUGGGCUUCUUCAACGCAACCCUCAUCCCCCCCGACGCCAUGAUCAGCUACGCCAUCUGCCGCUCGCUCAAAGUGUGGUACGCGCCCGAACGUCCCCGUCCCUUGGACCUGAAGAGCGAGCAUUCGGACACAAAGGGGCAUGUUGUGCCGAUCGAGUUUUGGAACGGGCCAGAGUAUGGACACCGUAUCGAGCAUACGGGAGACCAGUCUUGGCUCGAGUUUGAGGGGAAAUGGGGCAAUGUCGGGGAUGGGUGUUGGUAUGAGCCCUUCAUUGGGAUCUGCCAGUUGAUCGCUGGGCCGCCGGGGCCAAAUCGCGAGUUUGGCAUUCCGCCGAGUUGUAUCCUUGCGCCCCCCGCCGACGCCGGGUCGACGUUCAAGUUCUACCUCUCCAACUGGGUCGUGUGGCAAGCCCAGGACCUGAACGUGACGCACGUCCUGCUCGAGCAAGUUUGCACACGGCCCAGUAUGGGUGCCUCGGCUCGAGACCCUUAUUCUGUCGCCCCGCUCGAGGUCCACGACCGGCUCCCCUUUGACCCCGAGGAUCGAUUCUACGAGGCCACAGCAGCGCGGUGCGAGGGCGGACGAUCAGCAGCUAAGGGAUACCGACUCGCUCUGUACCGGGGCGAGGAAAGGGUCAGCACGAGCCCCGUGGUCCGUCCCGUUCACGCAUCCGGUGUAGUUGGCGUCGUUCUCGAGCGUCUCGAUGCGGCACGCGAAGAGCACGUCGUUCCAGACCCCGACGCCGGAGCAGCAUCUCUGCGCUGUGCUCCGCGUCGCCUCAGAGACGUUGUUCGGCCGGUCGUGGUACGGGACAUCGGGAUCGCCAUUCAGCACACACACGCGCGUGUCGUUGCUGAAGCCGGGGUUGAAGAAGAAGGGCUUGUCCUCGGGUGGCUGGGGACCGGACUUGGGACGAGGGUACAGGUCGGGCGGGAGGGGUGCGCCAGAGGCCGAGACGUUACCAGCGCCGGGCCCCACAGAGCUGCCCGUCGUGGAGGGAAUGGGCGAGACGGACAUGGUUUUGGUGUAUGA